AUGGCGAUCUCAGACGACAAACAGAGAUUCAUGCCCAGUGAAGCAGACAGGGACGCGCCACGUGGCGCCCCGCUGGCCUGCAAGGAGGCCGUCCUGCUGGCGGACCCCGUGGAGCCGCAGUUCAAGGGGGAGGUGAACGACAAGUACCAGUACUCGAUAGACAACAAGCACAACGCCGUCCAUGGCUGGAUCAGCAGCAGCAGCCACAUGGGGUUCUGGGUGAUCACCCCCAGCAACGAGUUCAAGAGCGGCGGGCCCAUGAAACGGGAGCUAACCUCCCACGUCGGCCCCACCUCCCUCGCCGUGUUUCUGGGCACGCACUACGUCGGCGACAACAUAGUGCUGAACCUCGGCGGCUCGGCGACGGCGAGCACUGGAAGAAGAGACAGGUUCGUCGUUGGCGGCAGCCGCGACGUGGCGCCGGCCGCGGCGGCCUACGUCGGGCUCGCCGCGCCCGGCGGGCAGCCCGGGUCCUGGGUGACGGAGUGCAAGGGCUACCAGUUCUGGACGACGGCGGCGUCCUCCGGCGCGUUCAGCAUCGGUGGCGUCCGGGCCGGGGUGUACAGCCUCUACGCGUGGGUUCCGGGGGUCCUCGGAGACUACGUGCACACGUCCGGCCCCACGCUGUGGGAGAUCGGCGUGCCUGACCGGACCGCCGCGGAGUUCUUCGUCCCCGACGCCGGUACCAGAUACGCCAAUAACAAGCUCUUCCUGGGCAAAGACAGGUACAGGCAGUACGGUCUGUGGGAGAGGUGCGCCGAGGUGUACCCUAGGAGUGAUCCUGUGUUCACGGUUGGGCACAGCCAUCACUCCAAGGACUGGUUCUUUGCGCAUGUCACAAGGUACAGGCAGUACGGUCUGUGGGAGAGGUGCGCCGAGGUGUACCCUAGGAGUGAUCCUGUGUUCACGGUUGGGCACAGCCAUCACUCCAAGGACUGGUUCUUUGCGCAUGUCACAAGAAAGGUUGGCAAUCGCUACGUGCCCACGACGCGGCAGAUACGGUUCGACCUGGGCCGUGUCGCCGCCGACGGCAACUACACGCUGCGCAUCGCCGUCGCAGCUGCACAGCUGUCCCGGCUACAGGUGCAAGUGAACGGCGGCGGCGGCGUGUUUACGACGCCAGAUUUGGGCGGUGGCAACGCGAUCGCGCGGCACGGCGUGCCGCGGAGCUUCGAGUUCCGGGUGAGGGGCGGCCUGCUGAGGGAAGGCGAGAACAGGAUCGACAUCGCGCAGACGAGGGCGUUCGGGCCCUUCUUGGGGGUCAUGUACGACUACAUCAGGCUGGAAGCGCCUGCCUAG
This is a messenger RNA of Miscanthus lutarioriparius, 1299 nucleotides long. The record is from the annotation of a GenBank genome assembly. Lineage: Eukaryota; Viridiplantae; Streptophyta; Magnoliopsida; Poales; Poaceae.